AUGAACUCUUUUUUCGACAAUACGAAGAAGUCACGGGAAGAGGCUGACGAUCUUGCCGACGCUGACUUGCUGGACAUGAAAAACAGACUUGAUCAUGAGUUACAAACUUUACAGAUCGCCCACUCAACAGCCAGACAAGACAGCAGUUCUGGUGACCUUGAAGAGUUACAGCAGAGAGUCCAAGAUCUACAAGACCAGUUAUUAGAAGAGUCCAAUGCCCGCUCCAUUAAAGAGCUCUUGGUGAAGAGGAUUCAGAUGGGAAAUAUACUCACUUCAGGUAUGUUUGACAGGCUCGGAAAUGAUUUGGAGGAACUAAGUCUUGUGUCCCAGAUCAACAAAGUACACAAA
Candidula unifasciata is the source of this 348-nucleotide messenger RNA. Lineage: Eukaryota; Metazoa; Mollusca; Gastropoda; Stylommatophora; Geomitridae. The record is from the annotation of a GenBank genome assembly.